CGAACGGCCGCUACUCGAACGACAUUCGCAACUCAUACCAGAAUACUGUAACAAAUAGGCGCCAAAAAAUUUUGCAACUUAGUUUACACUCUUUUUUACGUUUAUAUUGAUAUUAUUAGUUAAAUAAGUGAUCAAUUAGUUAUACAUAUUGCUAGAAAAGCUUACUAAUUCAUUAAAUAUAUAAGCAUCGCUGAUUGACAUUGAUAAAAAACUUUAAAUCUAGUUAAUAAAGUGUUUGAUACUAAGAUAACCUCAAUAAUGCCUCCCAAAGAGAAUAAAAAGGUACGAAAAGGUGCUCGUGGCUAUAAAUUACCGGAUCCAAUCCCAAAAGGAGAAAUUUUAACAGAUUUAACCAAACAAUCUUGGAUUCUUGGUGAUCCGAUUGGUGUCGGUGGUUUUGGCGCUUUAUAUACAGCAGUCGCAUCUUCAAAACAAUCAAACGAUUAUGAUCACGUUAUUAAAAUAGAACCACACCAAAAUGGACCAUUAUUUGUUGAAAUGCAUUUCUACAUGCGAAAUGCAUCAUCUGAUGAAAUCGAAAAAUGGAAAAAUAAAAAGAAGCUAAGCCAUUUAGGUGUACCAAAAUUCAUUAGUAAUGGAAGUCAUGAACGUUUAGGAGUGAAAUAUCGUUUUUUAGUUAUGGAAAGAUUCGGCAAAGAUUUAUGGAAAUUAUUCUUAGAAAAUGGACGCCAGUUUCCUGAAGUUACAGUCUACAGAGUAGCAAUCCAAAUAAUUGAUGCAUUAGAGUAUAUUCAUUCAAAAAGUUACACUCAUGGGGAUAUUAAAGGAGCUAACUUGUUAUUAGAUAAAAACAAUUCAAAAAACGUCUUCCUAGUGGAUUACGGACUAGCAGCAAAAGUAUCUCAAACCAAGGAAUAUAAACCAGAUCCUAAAAGAGCUCACAAUGGAACCAUAGAGUAUACAAGUCGUGAUGCUCACAUUGGAAUACCAACAAAACGUGGAGACGUUGAAAUACUAGGCUAUAAUCUUGUCCAAUGGCUUUCUGGUGAACUUCCUUGGGAAAAAGAGCUAAAAGAUCCUAAAUCCGUCCACAAUGCCAAACUCAAAGCUUUAAGUGAUGUUGAUGUAUUUCUUAAGGACUGUUUUAUUAAAGUUCCAAGUGCUAUCCGUCAAUAUAUGCAUUUACUUAAUGAAAUGGAAUUUAAUGAUACACCAAAUUAUGCUGAAAUGAGAUCUAUUUUUGAGAAAGCUCUUCAACGACGUCGCCAACAAGUUUAUGGGGAAUUGGUAUUCCCAUCAACAGGGGCUUCUGCGUCAAGCACUGCCACACCAGAGUCUAAAGCUAAGAAGAAAAAGGUUGAACCUGGUAGGGUUUUAAGAAGAAGACCAGCUGCUUGUGAGAAAAUAGAUUUAUCUCCAUCAGAUGAUAGUGAAAAAAUUACCAAUGGAAUUGUUAUCGAUGAAAAGAGAAUUAAAUUAAAAAAUCUUAAGGAAAUAGUUGACAAUAUAGAUGAUGACUCUGAAACAGAAUAUGAUAUUAAAGUGUUAAAAAAGAAGACCCGUCAGAAUUAAAAAUUUCAACAUGAUGAAGUUCAGUAUUUGUUAAAAGUGUUUUGCAGAAUUCAAUAUAUAAUCAAUAAGUACCUGUUGAUAAUUCACGAUAAAUUUUAUUUUUGUAUAUUUAAAUAUAUUGAAUUCUACUCAAUUCAUGUAUUCAUAACAUUGCCGAUUUUUUUGUAAUUAAUAUGAACAAUGAAAUUAA
Chelonus insularis is the source of this 1723-nucleotide messenger RNA. It is a transcript of the gene ball, whose product is annotated as ballchen. Lineage: Eukaryota; Metazoa; Arthropoda; Insecta; Hymenoptera; Braconidae. Gene Ontology annotation, molecular function: ATP binding; protein serine/threonine kinase activity. The record is from RefSeq and is a predicted model, not a curated record. Gene Ontology annotation, cellular component: nucleus; cytoplasm. Gene Ontology annotation, biological process: signal transduction; peptidyl-serine phosphorylation. The transcript is spliced from 2 exons. The coding region runs from base 259 to 1533 and encodes 424 amino acids.